GAUGAGAGAGAGAAGAGGAAGUGAGUCACAAGAACUACGACAUAAAACCGAACCCAAUUCAAUUCUCCUUUUUUCAGACCAAACACAAAGGGAGAGAGAACAUUAAUGGAAGACGUACGGAAGAUCGUGGUGGUUGUAGAAGAUAAAGAAGCGGCGAGGACGGCGUUGCAAUGGGCACUUCAUAACCUCCUCCGUCAAGGUGACAUCAUAGUCCUACUCCACGUAAUCUCUCCUCCGCCGCGCAAGAAGAAAUCUACGGCGGCGCGUCUCCUCCGCCGCCACGGAUACCAUCUCGCCCUCUCUUUCCGUGAAAUCUGCGACGCUUUCUUCAACACGAACACGGAGAUCAUUGUGAGAGAAGGAGACGAAGAUGGAAGGACGAUAGCUGAAGUGGUGAAAGAGAUUGGUGCUUCGACGCUUCUCGUGGGUCUCCAUCAGAACAGCUUUCUUUACAGAUGGUCAACGAGUGGGAUUGAUGUAACUAGAAACUUGGGCUGCAAAGUGAUUGCUAUAAAGCAGCCUUUGGCGGAAGAGUCGCCGCCGGGAAAACUGAAGGGACGCAUGACCUCACAUACGACGGCGACAUCAGAUAGCUUAACUAACUUUGACUUCUCUCAAAUCGAAAUUUCUGGAUUACAGGUUCCUGAGAUUCGGACACCUAAAGUGCCAUACAGAUUAUGUCCGAGUCCUCGUGCGAUACUAUGGAGAUCAACACCACGGAGAUCUAAAGCCCGAUACGUUGUCGCUUCAUAGUCUAAGAUUUUUAUUCCAAACAAUAGGAAAGAAACAAAACUCACCCCUCAAUUUUUGUGUCAAAGAAAGAAACAAAUUUUACUCCAUACCAAAAAAUUAUUUGUUUUCAACUAACUAUACAGACUCACUGGCUA
Messenger RNA from Raphanus sativus (radish), 887 nucleotides. RefSeq lists its product as uncharacterized. The record is from RefSeq and is a predicted model, not a curated record. NCBI's taxonomy places the organism in Eukaryota, Viridiplantae, Streptophyta, Magnoliopsida, Brassicales, Brassicaceae. The transcript is spliced from 4 exons. The coding region runs from base 106 to 753 and encodes 215 amino acids.